UGUGUUACACAUUGCUUGCACAAAUUUAAGCAUAUUAAAUAGAGUAUAUAUAAAUACCAAGAGUGACCAUUUUACUUUUGAUAAAGAAUACAGAAUAAAGGUCGAAAGUUUUCCAAAAAAAUACCAACACACAUACAGACAUGCGCGCGAACACACACGCACACACACUGUAACACGUACUUGCAUCGAGCAUUAAAAAAAUUGCCAUAUAUCAAAAGUUCAAUUGAUUCGAUUGCAUAUUAAAAAUCAAAUUUCAAGUGUUUGUUGUACAAUCGGGGUCUGAUCAAGACUUUGUCCACGAGUGAGCAUUGUGCGAAUUUAAAGGUUCAUCGAUACGGAGCGCAUUAAAUAAAGCGCCUCGCCAACUGCGCAAAUGGCAGUGGAACAGUAGAGGAGACAGCAGACGAUAGACGAGAUAGACUAGACGACAGACGACGGACGACAGAAGUAGCACGAUGGAUGAUCUGUCGCAGGGCGACAUUUGUCGCGUUUGCCGCUGUGAGGCGUUGCCCGAUCGACCGCUGUUCUAUCCAUGUAUCUGCACGGGCAGCAUCAAGUACAUUCACCAGGAUUGCCUGAUGCAAUGGAUGCGUUACUCGCACAAGGAAUAUUGUGAGCUGUGCGGCCAUCGCUUCAGUUUCCAGCCCAUCUAUGCGCCUGAUAUGCCGCGCGUGCUGCCGCUGCGCGAUGUCCUCGUGGGCCUCAUGUCCGCCGUAUUUGAGGGCGCCCGCUGCUGGCUGCACUACUCACUGGUGGGCAUGGCCUGGUUUGGUGUGGUGCCACUGUCGGCAUAUCGCACCUAUCGCUAUCUGUUCCGUGCCAAUUCGUUUGAUAUGAUUCUCUCGCUGCCCUUUGACAUCUUCUCCAUGGAUAAUCUGACGGUGGAUUCAUUCCGCGGGUGUUUUGUCGUAACAUGCACGCUGUUGGCUUUCAUUGGCUUGGUGUGGUUACGUGAGCAAAUCCUACACGGUGGCGGACCCGAUUGGCUUGAACGAGAUGAGGCGCCAGCAGCUGCAGCAGCCGCCGCAGCAGCAGCAGUACCAGCGCCUGUGCCUGCAGCAGCACCCGCUGCCGUUGUGCCCGAAGCGGCGCAGGAUGACAACAACAAUGGCGAUGCACCGCAAGAUGUGCCCAUGGAUAAUGAAGCGCCCGCCGUGGCCAAUCCGGCGGAUAACGAAGGUGAUGCUGCACAGCCGGCGGCUGCGGCCGCUGCAGCACCUGCUGCCAGGAUCGCAGCUGGUGCUGGGGCUGCUGCCGAUGUGGAUAACGAUGAACAGAACUGGAAUCCCAUGGAAUGGGAUCGUGCCGCCGAGGAGCUAACCUGGGAGCGUUUACUUGGCUUGGAUGGUUCGUUGGUCUUCUUGGAGCACGUCUUCUGGAUCAUCUCGCUGAACACCAUGUUCAUCUUUACGUUCGCCUUCUGUCCGUAUUGCGUGGGCAACUUCAUACUGAGCUCCAUGGAUCUGCUACAGCCGGAGAAGCCAUUGCUCCAUUUCCACGGCAUGAUCACGACGCUAUUUGGCUACUGUUGCAUCGGACUGACGCUGGUCGUGCUUCACUUCUUUGCACGCGUCUUUCGGAUGCGUCGCAUCUGCUGGUUCAUUGGCCUCUGUUACAUUGUGGUGAAGGUAUCGCUGCUGUCCGUCGUGGAGAUUGGUGUGCUGCCGUUGAUCUGCGGCUGGUGGCUGGACAUCUGUUCGCUGCCGCUGCUUGAUGCCAGCUUGAAGGAUCGCAAGGCGAGCUUUAAGGCUGCACCGGGCACUUCAAUCUUUGUCCACUGGAUGUUUGGCAUGGUGUAUGUCUAUUAUUUUGCUGCCUUCAUAUCGCUGCUGCGCGAGGUCCUGCGUCCCGGUGUCCUUUGGAUCUUCCGCAACGUCAAUGAUCCCGAUUUUAGCCCCAUACAGGAAAUGAUUCAUGUGCCCAUUGUACGCCAUGUGCGCCGCCUGGUCGCCUCCGCGAUGAUCUUUGGCUUUGCUGUGCUGCUCAUGCUGUGGCUGCCCAUUCGCAUCCUCCAGGUGGUUUGGCCCAAUUUCUUGCCCUAUGCCUUAAGCGGCGACUCCGAGGUGAAUGAUUUGAGUCUGCAGCUGCUCUUACUACAGAUUGUGCUGCCCGGCUUCUUUGAGCAAACUCAAACGCGCACAUGGCUAAAGAGUUUAUUGCGCAUCUGGUGCCGGGCUGUCGCCUGGCUGCUGGGCAUACGCAGUUAUUUGUUGCCCGCUCCGGAGCCGCCAGCUGAUGCUGCUGAGCCAGCUGCCGAUCCUGUUGCUCAGCCCGAUGGAGCGGCUGGAGCUGCUGUUGCUGCUGCACCGCCAGCACCACCGCCAGCUGUACCGGAGCCAGCAGCGCCUCGUAACUUGGCUGCCGCUCAUCAGGCGAUCAUGCAGCGUGAUGUACCCGUCGGAUUCCAGCCCUACGAACGUCCCACAUUCUUUGUGCUGCGCCUGAGUGCACUGCUUACGCUGAUGUGCUUCUCCAUAAUGUGCGCCGCCAUGCUGAUGCUUACAGUGCCCGUCUAUAUUGGACGUCGCCUAAUGAUGGCUUGGACGGGACAGCCGGGCGAUAAAGCUGCGCCGAUUGUGGCAGGCGAUGUGCCUCUGGCCGAUCCGGAGGCAGCACGUAAGAGCGAACGUAUGCUGCGUCCCCAUGAGCUCUACACGGCUGAGAUUGGUGGCUAUCUGUGCUGGAUUGUGUCGCGUGGGAUUGCUGUGGUGGUAACACUGUUGCCCCAGGGACGUACUGCCAUUGUCAACAAGCUGAAGCAUUGGGCACGCGUUGCCCUUCAAUAUGCGCUGCCAGUUUUGACGCUGCUGGGUAUCUUUGUGCUGGUCCCGCUGCUAUUUGGAUUGGUGCUGGAGCUGGUUGUGGUUAUACCGUUGCGUGUCCCGAUGCUCCACACGCCCAUACACUUUCUGUGGCAGGAUUGGGCACUCGGUGUGCUGUAUACCAAAAUCGCCAUAGCAGUUACAUUGAUGGGACCGGAUUGGCAUCUGAAACGUGCCCUGGAACGCGCCUAUACGGAUGGACUGAGGGAUUUCGAUUUGAAGUUUGUGAUGAACGAUCUGGCGGUGCCGGUGGUGACCACCCUUGGUCUAGCAUUGGCCAUACCAUAUGUGCUUAGUGAAUCCAUAAUACCCAUGUUCGUUGCCGAUCCGAACGAUCGUAUUAUCGUCUACCGAUUGGUGUAUCCGUUGAGCGCCAUUCUUGUUAGCAGCAUUUGCUUUGUGCUCUUCCAGAUAAAGCAGCUGAAGAAGCUGUAUCUGUCGAUUAAGGUGGACAAGUAUCUAGUGGGUCAGCGACUGGUCAACUAUGAGCAUCGCAAGAAGCAGCAGGCCGCCCAGGAAAAGGCCCGCUUGGAGGCGGAAGAGGCGCGCCUGGCACAGGCACAGGGAGAGGAUGACGCCAAUCCCCCCAUGGAUUUGGCGGAGCAGGCGGCGUUACAUGCCCGACGGCGACGCCAGCAAUUGGCACGCCCCCUCCUUGUGGAUGCCAACGAAGAGCUGCUCUAGGGUUACGUUUACUUUAUGUGCAUGUUGCUAAUGGAGUCUCUGCUGAUAUAUCUAUUUUUUAAAAACAUGCUCCCGCCGGAGCGGUACAUGUAGGCAAUAAUGUGCCCACGCCCCUUGCAUGUGCCACACAAAACAACGGCAUUCAGCAUCCUGCAUCCUGGACGAAGUAGCCGCAGAGUUCGCUUCUUAUUUUCAAGUUAAAUUCAACUUGUUUUUAUACGUUAGCCAAAAUUGUUUGUUAAAUCGAUUCGCUUUUAAGUCCCUAAACUUUACGAUAAUUUAAGCCAGGCAGAUAUUUAGCCAAUAAUCACCAUCUGAUUGCAACACUUUACUGAUUUACUAUACAUAUACGAUAUAUGCACGUGAAACUUUUCGGUUGCUUUGUAAAAAGUCCAAGUAUGGCUUAAAAAUAAACUAUAAUGAUAUGAUAUAUAAUAAUGGCGAUUCAUAAUUAAUAUAUAUGUAGAGAGAAUUACCUUGUAUUAGGAUCUGAUACGCGAUAUAUAUGUAUGUUCGAAGAAUAUUUAAAAAAAAAUGAUUUAAAAAAAACUAAAGAAUAUUUCAAAUAAUAACUUGGUAAAUGUGGUGAAACCUUUUGAGUAGAUUUACGAACUUGUAAAAAUUAUAUAUGUAUGUAUACAUUUAAUAUUAAAUCAAAUACAAUUAUAAAUAAAUAAAUGUAACUUUAAAUUUCAAUGGAAAA
This is a messenger RNA of Drosophila grimshawi, 4209 nucleotides long. RefSeq names its product E3 ubiquitin-protein ligase MARCHF6. Gene Ontology annotation, molecular function: zinc ion binding. The record is from RefSeq and is a predicted model, not a curated record. Lineage: Eukaryota; Metazoa; Arthropoda; Insecta; Diptera; Drosophilidae. Bases 456 to 3506 code for a protein of 1016 amino acids. Gene Ontology annotation, cellular component: endoplasmic reticulum membrane. The transcript is spliced from 2 exons.